AUGUCAUCAAGUUCCAUGGUUGGUGAACUCAGCUCUCGUAUCACUUCAUCUUCCAAACAACAACAACGAACGAAUCAUGAAGAAUCGGAAACAAUUUUACCUCUCUCAAAAUCAUCUUCUCCGAUACCAUCCCAUUCACCAUCAUCAUCAUCACUCAUCCACAACAAGCACCACUCUCAAAAAGAUGCUUCUAAAAUUCAAGUAUUAUUUGCAAUAAUUUUCUUUAUUAUCACAUCGAUAUCUUCAUUAUUUUUCUCAAAAUAUUUAAUGGAUAUUGGAGAAUAUACAUUUCCAUUUCCAUUGACAAUGACUUGGUCUCAUUUACUAGUGGCACUGAUUUGCAUUCUUUGUACUUAUAGUCUCAAUAGAACCUUUUGUUUUAGCUUUUUACCAGAUUUUGAAUUUAAAAUAGAAACAGCAAUUCAAAUCAUGCCUGUUUCUCUUCUCUACGUAGGAAUGGUUACUUUCAAUAAUUUAUGUUUAGAUUAUUCAGACAUUCAUGUUUAUCAUACAGCAAGAAGUAUUAGCAUUUGUUUUACUGCACUUUUCACAUUUGUUCUUUUAGGUGAACACAUUUCAAAAAGAAUUAUUUUUGCUUGUUUUAUCAUUGCUAUUGGAUAUUUUAUGGCAGGAAUUAAGGAAACACAAUUAUCAAAAAUUAAUCUUGUUGGAUUUGCAUUUGGAUUAGUAUCGAGCUGUUUUAUGGCUUUAUACUCUAUCUAUUUGAAAAAGAUCAUGUCAUCUACUCAGAAGAACCAUUGGAUUAUUUUAAUUUAUAACACCAUUGGAGCUAUUUUAUUUUUAUUUCCAAUUUGUGUCAUGACAGGAGAAUUUGAGAAGGCAUCAGCUGUUCCAUUCUUGUUUGAACCUAAAUUCUUAAUCAUUUUAAUUGGUACAGGUUUUGUGGCAUUCAUAGUCAACAUUUCGAAUUUUGUGCUCAUUUCGAGAACUUCCCCAUUGUCUACCUCAGUGAUUGUGACACUCAAAUCUGUGAUCGAAAGCGUGUUGUCUCUUUCUCUUCAUAGAAGUGAAGGUCACCAUCACUUUUUCUCCACUUACAGUAUUGCAUCAACACUAUUCACCUUGCUUGGCAGUUAUUUGUUCACUCUUUUCAAAUUGCAAGACGAGAGGAAAAGGAAUGAAGAAUCACUCCUUGAAUAA
This is a messenger RNA of Naegleria lovaniensis, 1161 nucleotides long. RefSeq lists its product as uncharacterized. The transcript is spliced from 3 exons. Gene Ontology annotation, cellular component: Golgi apparatus. Gene Ontology annotation, molecular function: antiporter activity. The record is from RefSeq and is a predicted model, not a curated record. Lineage: Eukaryota; Heterolobosea; Eutetramitea; Acrasida; Naegleriidae. The coding region runs from base 1 to 1161 and encodes 386 amino acids.